Molecule: messenger RNA, 896 nt
Organism: Capsicum annuum
Lineage: Eukaryota; Viridiplantae; Streptophyta; Magnoliopsida; Solanales; Solanaceae
Product: glutathione S-transferase U18
Exons: 2
Coding region: 111-800 (229 amino acids)
Biological process (GO): glutathione metabolic process
Cellular component (GO): cytoplasm
Molecular function (GO): glutathione transferase activity
Source: RefSeq, a predicted model, not a curated record
CAAUAUUGCUUAUAUAGUAGCAUGAAAUGCUGACUGAUAUACAUUAAAAAAAAAGGCUGGACUCUACUUAUUUGUCAUUUCUUCAAUAUUAGUUGUUGCUGAAGCUGGCCAUGGCAACAAAAGGUGUAAAGCUUCUAGGUGUAUGGGCGAGCGGCUACGUGAAUCGGGUUGAGAUGGCCCUUAAAACAAAGUCUAUUAAGUAUGAGUUUAUACAAGAUAAUUUGUUAUACAAAAGUGAGCUGCUCCUCAAAGCCAACCCUGUUUACAAGAAAGUCCCAAUCCUGUUCCACGAUGAAAAACCUAUCUGUGAGUCCCUUGUCAUCCUUCAGUACAUCGAUGAAGCUUGGUCAAAUGGUCCCUGCAUUCUUCCUUCUGAUCCCUAUGAUCGUGCCAUAGCACGGUUUUGGGCAAGCUAUGUAGAUCAAAAGUGGUUUCCGCUGGUUCUGGAUCUUUUGAACACGGAAGGGAAGACAGCAAAGGCAGCUUUGCUGGAGAAAAUGUCUGAAGCGAGUGUGCUGCUGGAGGAAGCUUUUAUCAAGAUCAGCAAAGGUAAAUCUUUCUUUGGUGGAGAUAGAAUUGGUCACCUUGAUAUUGUUCUUGGUAGUACACUUGGAUGGGUGAAGGCGAACGAGAUAAUGAAUGAAAUGAAGAUACUAGAUGAAAGAAAGAUGCCUAGUCUAGCAGAAUGGGAUGAGAGAUUUUGCUCAGACAAAGUCUUAAAGGAUAUCAUUCAACAGCCUGAGAAACUUGUAGAAAUUUUUCGCGAGUUUCGCGAGAUAAAGAAAGCUGCCUCAAAUUAAUAAUGUUGCUGAUUUCUUUAUCUGUGCUUGUUAAGGAAAAUCUCUUCCUAGAUCUUGUUUAAACGGAUGAAAAUAAAAGAAGUUUGUUGUUACUAA